Molecule: messenger RNA, 5571 nt
Organism: Parnassius mnemosyne (clouded apollo)
Lineage: Eukaryota; Metazoa; Arthropoda; Insecta; Lepidoptera; Papilionidae
Source: the annotation of a GenBank genome assembly
AUGGCUACUACGACGGACUCGAAGGCGCCUGUGCGCCAAGUAAAAAGAGUGCAAUUUGGUAUAUUAUCACCAGAUGAGAUCCGACGUAUGUCCGUUACUGAGGGAGGCAUCCGCUUUCCCGAAACUAUGGAAGGCGGAAGGCCCAAGCUUGGCGGGCUUAUGGAUCCACGACAAGGGGUGAUCGACAGAAGUUCUCGGUGUCAAACCUGUGCUGGGAAUAUGACAGAAUGCCCAGGACACUUUGGUCAUAUUGAUUUGGCUAAACCAGUUUUUCAUAUUGGUUUUAUUACAAAAACUAUUAAGAUAUUAAGAUGUGUUUGUUUUUACUGUUCUAAAUUGCUUGUUAGCCCGACAAAUCCGAAGAUAAAAGAAGUUGUCAUGAAGUCCAAAGGGCAACCACGUAAAAGAUUGACAUAUGUUUAUGACCUUUGUAAGGGAAAAAAUAUUUGUGAGGGUGGUGAAGAUAUGGAUAUUGGAAAGGAAGGAGAGGAAGGGAAAAGAGGCUCAGGACACGGAGGAUGUGGUCAUUAUCAACCGUCUAUUAGGCGUCAAGGUUUGGAUCUUACUGCAGAAUGGAAACAUGCAAAUGAAGACACACAAGAAAAGAAAAUAAUUAUAACUGCAGAGAGAGUAUGGGAAAUACUUAAACAUAUUACAGAUGAGGAAUCAUUCAUUUUGGGCAUGGAUCCCAAAUUUGCCAGACCUGAUUGGAUGAUUGUCACUGUGUUGCCUGUACCACCAUUAUCUGUUAGGCCAGCUGUUGUUAUGUUUGGUGCUGCAAAAAAUCAAGACGAUUUGACACACAAACUUGCCGAUAUUAUAAAGGCAAACAACGAAUUAAUGAGAAACGAACAGUUAGGUGCCGCAGCUCAUGUUCUUGCUGAGAAUAUAAGAUUAUUACAAUUUCACGUUGCCACCUUUGUGGACAAUGAUAUGCCAGGCAUGCCAAAAGCUAUGCAAAAAUCAGGAAAGCCACUUAAAGCCAUUAAGGCACGUUUAAAAGGGAAAGAAGGAAGGAUAAGAGGAAACCUCAUGGGAAAACGUGUGGAUUUCUCUGCACGUACUGUCAUCACACCUGAUCCCAAUUUACGUAUUGAUCAAGUAGGUGUGCCUAGGUCCAUUGCACAAAAUCUAACAUUCCCUGAAUUGGUUACACCUUUCAAUAUUGACAGAAUGCAAGAGCUUGUUAGAAGAGGAAAUGCUCAGUAUCCAGGUGCCAAAUAUAUUGUUCGUGAUAAUGGAGAAAGAAUUGAUCUUAGAUUCCAUCCCAAGCCAUCAGAUCUGCAUUUACAAUAUGGGUACAAAGUAGAGCGACAUUUAAGAGAUGAUGAUUUGGUUAUAUUCAAUCGACAACCUACACUGCAUAAAAUGAGUAUGAUGGGUCACAGAGUGAAAGUAUUACCAUGGUCAACAUUCCGUAUGAAUUUGAGUUGUACAUCCCCAUACAAUGCUGAUUUUGAUGGAGAUGAAAUGAAUCUACAUGUUCCUCAAUCUAUGGAAACACGUGCAGAAGUUGAAAAUAUUCAUAUAACCCCUCGGCAGAUCAUUACCCCACAGGCUAAUAAACCUGUUAUGGGUAUUGUACAAGACACAUUAACAGCUGUGAGAAAAAUGACAAAGAGAGAUGUCUUUUUAACAAAAGAACAAGUCAUGAAUCUUCUUAUGUUUUUACCAACAUGGGAUGGUAAAAUACCCCAACCCUGUAUUUUAAAACCACAGCCACUCUGGACUGGUAAACAAAUAUUCACUUUAAUUAUUCCUGGAAAUGUAAACAUGAUCAGAACACAUUCCACUCAUCCUGAUGAAGAAGAUGAUGGUCCUUACAAAUGGAUUUCACCUGGAGAUACAAAAGUUGUAGUGGAGCAUGGAGAAUUGAUUAUGGGUAUCCUUUGUAAGAAAUCUUUGGGUGCUUCAGCAGGUUCUUUACUUCACAUUUGUAUGUUGGAGUUAGGCCACGAAACUGCCGGCCGAUUUUAUGGUAACAUUCAGACUGUUAUUAACAAUUGGCUACUAUUAGAAGGUCAUUCAAUAGGUAUUGGUGACACUAUUGCUGAUCCUCAAACAUAUCAGGAAAUUCAGCGUGCUAUAGUUAAAGCUAAGGAUGAUGUAAUAGAGGUCAUUCAAAAAGCUCACAACAUGGAGUUGGAACCAACUCCAGGUAACACUCUCAGACAAACAUUCGAAAAUCAAGUAAACCGUAUUUUGAACGAUGCUCGUGACAAAACUGGUGGUUCAGCUAAAAAGUCUCUUACAGAAUAUAACAACCUCAAAGCUAUGGUAGUUGCGGGUUCGAAAGGAUCAAAUAUUAAUAUUUCUCAAGUUAUUGCUUGUGUGGGACAACAAAACGUAGAAGGUAAACGUAUUCCGUUUGGCUUUCGAAAAAGGACAUUACCACAUUUCAUUAAGGAUGAUUAUGGUCCUGAAUCAAGAGGUUUUGUAGAAAAUUCGUACCUUGCCGGUUUAACGCCGUCAGAGUUUUAUUUUCACGCUAUGGGUGGUCGUGAAGGUCUCAUUGAUACUGCUGUCAAAACUGCUGAGACAGGUUAUAUUCAACGUCGUCUGAUAAAGGCUAUGGAGUCUGUAAUGGUACAUUAUGAUGGAACUGUUAGGAACUCUGUUGGACAACUUAUUCAGUUGAGGUAUGGUGAAGAUGGUCUAGCUGGAGAAACGGUCGAAUUUCAAAAUCUCCCUACAGUGAAACUGUCUAAUAAAGCAUUUGAAAAGAAAUUCAAGUUUGAUCCUUCAAAUGAGCGAUACUUAAAGAGAAUCUUCAAUGAGGAUAUUAUAAAGGAGUUAACCGAAUCAGGAUAUGUCAUUGCGGAUUUAGAAAGUGAAUGGGAGCAAUUAGCAAAAGACAGAGAAAUAUUGCGACAGAUUUUUCCAAGUGGCGAAUCAAAGGUUGUACUUCCUUGCAAUUUUAAGAGAAUGAUCUGGAAUGUGCAGAAAAUUUUCCAUAUUAAUAAAAGAAUGCCGACAGACCUUAGUCCUAUUAAAGUUAUACAAGGUGUGAAAGACUUACUAAAGAAAUGUGUUAUUGUAGCUGGAGAAGAUCGGCUAUCUAAACAAGCCAAUGAAAAUGCGACACUGCUAUUUCAGUGCUUAGUAAGAUCAACAUUAUGUACAAAAUUUGUUUCUGAAGAAUACCGUUUGUCAAGCGAGGCAUUUGAGUGGUUGAUUGGAGAAAUUGAAACCCGUUUCCAACAAGCGCAAGUUAAUCCUGGAGAAAUGGUUGGAGCCCUUGCUGCUCAGUCUCUUGGUGAACCUGCCACUCAGAUGACAUUGAACACUUUCCACUUUGCUGGUGUGUCAUCGAAAAACGUAACACUCGGUGUACCUCGGCUGAAAGAAAUUAUUAAUAUAUCUAAGAAGCCAAAAGCGCCAUCCCUAACAGUUUUCUUGACAGGUGGUGCAGCCAGAGAUGCUGAAAAAGCUAAGAAUGUUCUCUGCCGUUUGGAACAUACAACUCUCCGAAAAGUUACUGCAAAUACAGCCAUUUAUUAUGAUCCUGAUCCACAAAAUACUGUUAUUGCUGAAGAUCAAGAAUUUGUAAAUGUUUAUUAUGAAAUGCCUGAUUUUGACCCUACAAAGAUAUCUCCUUGGCUUCUACGUAUUGAACUGGACCGUAAGAGGAUGACUGAUAAGAAACUAACUAUGGAACAAAUUGCAGAAAAGAUCAACGCAGGAUUCGGAGAUGAUUUAAAUUGUAUAUUCAAUGACGACAACGCCGAAAAACUUGUUCUUCGUAUAAGAAUUAUGAAUAAUGAAGAAAGUAAAUUUCAAGAUAACGAUGAAGAAACGGUUGAUAAAAUGGAAGAUGACAUGUUCCUACGUUGUAUUGAAGCUAACAUGUUGUCUGACAUGACGUUACAGGGCAUAGAAGCCAUAGCCAAAGUAUACAUGCAUUUACCUCAGACUGAAGCCAAAAAACGAAUUAUUAUCACAGAACAGGGAGAAUUCAAAGCAAUAGCUGAAUGGUUAUUGGAAACAGAUGGUACAUCUUUGAUGAAAGUUCUUUCUGAACGUGACGUCGAUCCGAUACGUACGUUCAGUAACGAUAUUUGUGAAAUAUUUCAAGUUCUUGGUAUCGAAGCUGUACGUAAAUCUGUAGAAAAAGAAAUGAAUGCUGUAUUACAAUUUUACGGCCUGUACGUAAACUAUCGUCAUCUUGCCUUGCUUUGUGAUGUAAUGACAGCAAAAGGUCAUCUUAUGGCCAUCACUCGUCACGGCAUCAACAGACAAGAUACUGGAGCGCUUAUGAGAUGCUCUUUUGAAGAAACUGUGGAUGUAUUAUUAGAUGCUGCCAGUCAUGCUGAAGUAGAUCCAAUGAGAGGAGUAUCUGAAAAUAUAAUUAUGGGACAAUUGCCAAGAAUGGGAACUGGGUGCUUCGACUUGCUCCUUGACGCAGAAAAAUGUAAACAUGGAAUGGAGAUGGGAGGACUUGGCGUUGGUAUGGGUGUAGGCGGUGGAAUGUUCUUUGGCGUUGGCACGCCGUCUAUGACACCCUUAAUGACACCAUGGUCUACCCAGAAUACACCAGGAUAUGGCAGCAGUGUAUGGUCACCAGGACAAGUUGGAAGUAGUAUGACACCAGGUGGACCAUCGUUCUCGCCGUCUGGUGCAUCAGAUGCGUCUGGACUUUCGCCAGCUUACAGUGCUUGGUCAUCACAGCCGGGUUCGCCUGGUUCACCAGGGCCCCCACUAUCGCCUUAUGCUUCGCCUGCCGGAGCGUCACCAUCUUAUUCGCCAACGAGCCCUGUUUACUCGCCUACAUCACCGGGGUACUCUCCAACUUCUCCAUCGUAUUCACCAACGUCACCGAGCUAUUCUCCUACUUCGCCUAGUUAUUCUCCGACUAGUCCAGCGUAUUCACCCACCUCCCCAAGUUACUCGCCAACUUCACCGAGUUAUUCGCCAACGAGUCCGUCAUACUCACCAACAAGCCCGUCUUAUUCACCGACAAGUCCAGCGUACUCACCAACAUCUCCAGGAUAUUCACCAUCUUCUCCUAGUUAUUCACCAACAAGUCCAGUAUAUAGUCCGACUUCGCCAAGUUAUUCUCCAUCAUCACCUAAUUAUACACCAACGUCACCUGCUUACUCUCCCUCAAGUCCUUCCUACUCACCGACUUCUCCAGCUUAUUCACCAUCGUCUCCAAGAUAUUCACCAUCGUCGCCAAAUUAUUCGCCGACAUCUCAAAAUUACUCGCCCACUUCGCCGUCCGUUGCAGGUGGGAGCCCUACAUAUUCACCGACGAGUCCUCAAUAUUCACCUACGAGUCAGCACUACUCGCCUACAAGUCCGGCGUACUCUCCUUCCUCUCCACAGCAUCCAGCAAGUACUCCAUAUUCACCUUCAUCGCCGAAUUACUCACCUUCUUCACCCAAUUACUCGCCUUCCUCUCCAGGAUAUUCGUCUACUUCAAAUAAGUAUUCACCUACAUCUACAACUUACACUCCAACAUCUCCCAAUUAUUCACCAACACGCGUGUACUCACCAUCAUCUGCUGGUCCAACAUCAUAUUCUCCUACUUCACCUUCCUAUUCUCCACCAUACGAUGGCAGCGAUGAUUAA